This is a messenger RNA of Aplysia californica (California sea hare), 1819 nucleotides long. RefSeq names its product actin, cytoplasmic. NCBI's taxonomy places the organism in Eukaryota, Metazoa, Mollusca, Gastropoda, Aplysiida, Aplysiidae. The coding region runs from base 186 to 1316 and encodes 376 amino acids. The transcript is spliced from 2 exons. The record is from RefSeq and is a predicted model, not a curated record.
AGACGUCUGUCAUUCCAACUCGCGCCCCUCCUUGUGUUGAGCUCGACGUCUACCUAACGCGACAGGGCCUUUUUCGUGUCUCAUUCUCGGAGCUCACUCUAAAACUCUUGCUCUUCAGCGUUCUAAGAAAAACCACUUUUAUCUUCUCCACGUAGUUCUGUUUAGGCGUUCUCCGAAAUCUCAUCAUGUGUGACGACGAUAUCGCCGCUCUUGUCAUCGACAAUGGCUCCGGCAUGUGCAAGGCAGGUUUUGCCGGGGACGACGCUCCCAGGGCCGUGUUCCCCUCCAUCGUGGGCAGGCCACGUCAUCAGGGUGUGAUGGUUGGUAUGGGCCAGAAGGACAGCUAUGUCGGAGACGAGGCUCAGUCCAAGAGAGGUAUCCUCACUCUCAAAUACCCUAUUGAGCACGGUAUUGUCACCAACUGGGACGACAUGGAGAAGAUCUGGCAUCACACCUUCUACAAUGAGCUGCGUGUUGCCCCUGAAGAGCACCCUGUCCUUCUUACAGAGGCUCCCCUCAACCCCAAAGCCAACAGAGAGAAGAUGACACAGAUUAUGUUCGAAACCUUCAACUCACCAGCCAUGUACGUGGCUAUUCAGGCUGUCCUGUCCCUGUACGCUUCUGGUCGUACCACAGGUAUUGUGUUGGACUCUGGUGAUGGUGUCACCCACACUGUCCCCAUCUACGAGGGUUAUGCCCUUCCCCACGCCAUCAUGAGAUUGGAUCUCGCUGGCCGUGAUCUCACCGACUACCUCAUGAAGAUCCUGACCGAGAGGGGUUACAGCUUCACCACCACUGCCGAAAGAGAAAUCGUCCGUGACAUCAAGGAGAAGCUGUGCUACGUCGCCCUUGACUUCGAGCAGGAGAUGCAGACCGCUGCCUCAUCCUCUUCCCUGGAGAAGAGCUAUGAGCUUCCCGACGGCCAAGUCAUCACAAUUGGUAACGAGCGUUUCAGGUGUCCCGAGGCCAUGUUCCAGCCAUCCUUCCUGGGUAUGGAAUCUGCUGGUGUCCACGAGACCACUUACAACUCCAUCAUGAAGUGCGACGUGGACAUCCGUAAGGACCUCUACGCCAACACUGUCCUCUCAGGAGGAUCCACCAUGUACCCUGGUAUUGCUGACCGCAUGCAGAAGGAGAUCACAGCUCUCGCUCCUCCCACAAUGAAGAUCAAGAUCAUUGCCCCACCAGAGAGGAAAUACUCCGUAUGGAUCGGUGGCUCCAUCCUUGCCUCCCUGUCCACCUUCCAACAGAUGUGGAUCUCCAAGCAAGAGUACGAUGAGUCCGGCCCGGCCAUUGUGCACAGAAAAUGUUUCUAGUUUAUAUUCUGCAAGGAGCAGUCUGUCCCAUGUUUUAGAGCAUAGGGCAAACUAUUUUAACUAUGCGCUAUAUUUCCUUAGCUAUGUCCACUUUUACGAACAUGUUGUCCAUUUCUGGUCUAUAUUUUACCUGGAGAUAUCUUCGAACAAUUAAUUAUUGCUGGACAUCUUUUCCUCUGGCAUCAACGACAGACGGACAACGUAGCAAUGUAUUGGCUGGCCGACAAGUUACUCAUCAGAUGAAAAAUGUUUAUCAUUAGUAAAGGGCCCCAGCAAACAUUCAUAGUAAGCCAAUCACUACACAUGCAAGUGAAAUGAAACAUCUAGAAGAAACGUUCUCCUUUGAUGUCGGGCUUUUCGGCCCCUGUACAGGACGCUGUAUUUGUGAAUUCAACAUUGACUGCCAUCUACUUUACUGCCUGGGGAGUGCUACGAACUUCUACUUUUUGUUUUGCUUUGUUGAAAGCUGCUGUGUUCUACCUAUUAAAAAAACCCUUUCUGAU